AUGAAGUUGUGUGAGGUGGGGCGAGGCGGGGCGCAUGGAGUGGCAGUGCAUGGAGUGGCAGUGCGUGGAGUGGCAGUGCGUGGAGUGGCAGUGCAUGGAGUGGCAGUGCGUGGAGUGGCAGUGCGUGGAGUGGCAGUGCGUGGAGUGGCAGUGCGUGGAGUGGCAGUGCAUGGAGUGGCAGUGCAUGGAGUGGCAGUGCGUGGAGUGGCAGUGCGUGGAGUGGCAGUGCGUGGAGUGGCAGUGCAUGGAGUGGCAGUGCGUGGAGUGGCAGUGCGUGGAGUGGCAGUGCAUGGAGUGGCAGUGCAUGGAGUGGCAGUGCGUGGAGUGGCAGUGCAUGGAGUGGCAGUGCGUGGAGUGGCAGUGCGUGGAGUGGCAGUGCGUGGAGUGGCAGUGCGUGGAGUGGCAGUGCAUGGAGUGGCAGUGCAUGGAGUGGCAGUGCAUGGAGUGGCAGUGCGUGGAGUGGCAGUGCAUGGAGUGGCAGUGCAUGGAGUGGCAGUGCGUGGAGUGGCAGUGCAUGGAGUGGCAGUGCAUGGAGUGGCAGUGCGUGGAGUCACAGUGCAUGGAGUGGCAGUGCAUGGAGUGGCAGUGCGUGGAGUGGCAGUGCAUGGAGUGGCAGUGCAUGGAGUGGCAGUGCGUGGAGUGGCAGUGCGUGGAGUGGCAGUGCAUGGAGUGGCAGUGCAUGGAGUGGCAGUGCGUGGAGUGGCAGUGCAUGGAGUGGCAGUGCGUGGAGUGGCAGUGCGUGGCGUGGAGUGGCAGUGCAUGGAGUGGCAGUGCGUGGAUUGGCAGUGCAUGGAGUGGCAGUGCGUGGAGUGGCAGUGCAUGGAGUGGCAGUGCAUGGAGUGGCAGUGCAUGGAGUGGCAGUGCGUGGAGUGGCAGUGCAUGGAGUGGCAGUGCAUGGAGUGGCAGUGCGUGGUGUGGCAGUGCAUGGAGUGGCAGUGCGUGGAGUGGCACCACGAUAGGCGGGGCGGGGUGGGGAGCAUGGCCUUCAAACACCCUUCCACCCACCCAACACCCUUCCACCCACCCAACACCCUUCCACCCACCCAACACCCUUCCACCCACCCAAUACCCUUCCACCCACCCAACACCCUUCCACCCACCCAAUACCCUUCCACCCACCCAACACCCUUCCACCCACCCAACACCCUUCCACCCACCCAACACCCUUCCACCCACCCAACACCCUUCCACCCACCCAAUACCCUUCCACCCACCCAACACCCUUCCAACCAGUCCAAUCCCCCCCUCCCUCUACACCUGCAGCAGCACACCAAUGGGGUGCCUCACACACACAGUGGCGCGCUCGAUUGA
Molecule: messenger RNA, 1311 nt
Organism: Closterium sp. Naga37s-1
Lineage: Eukaryota; Viridiplantae; Streptophyta; Zygnematophyceae; Desmidiales; Closteriaceae
Source: the annotation of a GenBank genome assembly